AUGGCGUCCAUUCCCGCUGGAUCAGGCGUCGUAGCGCCAUCUACUGCAUCUUCUUCUUGGGUACGCACACUCGCGAGCACGCAGAGCUGUACCCUGCAACGUUUGGAUCUCUCCCAUGCGCGUGUACCGACGUCUGUAUUGUUGCGAGAGUUGGCUACAUUGCCACGUUUAACGCAUCUCCGUCUACCACGGCAAAUACUGCGAGACGAAAACCUGGAGCAUCUUGUAGCUGCACUAGCGUAUGCUCAGUUCCUACCGCAGCUUCGAGGACUUGACGAGAAUGUUCGUCAGGCUAUGGAUCGAUUGGAGAAAUCCUAUCUCAUGCAACUCGACAUGGUCACGUUCCUGUUACAAAAACCCAGUGUGAAUACCGCAGCUGGAGACCGUACCCCAUCGUAA
Molecule: messenger RNA, 399 nt
Organism: Phytophthora nicotianae INRA-310
Lineage: Eukaryota; Oomycota; Peronosporomycetes; Peronosporales; Peronosporaceae
Exons: 2
Coding region: 1-399 (132 amino acids)
Source: RefSeq, a predicted model, not a curated record